AUGGUGGGCCUGCAUAGGUCUGAAGUUGAAAGUAAAAGUGUUGAUGAUAUCACCACUUUAUUCCACCACCACUCUAAGGAUUCAGACCCUCUUCCAAAUCCUAUAGCUGCUGAAGAGGUCUGCUGGUGCUCUGGCUUCCAGGGAGGCAGCAUUUUAGAUCUGCAGAGAGAAAUAGAGGAACUGAAGGGCCAAUUGACCCAAAAAGAAGACGCUAUAAUGAAGAUGGAAGCAACCAUGCUCCAAGAAGCACAAGAAUACCCACAAGGACCAGCAGCUGCUCUCAGAGAGGAGGUUUGCUUCUGGGAAGAAAAGCAUGAACGGUUGCUGGAAGCACACCAGAAGCUUGCCCGAGUGAAUCAAAGCCUCGAGGACAAGCUCCUGAAGGUUGUUGACAAAUUUCAGUCUGAGAAGGAGACCUUGCUGGCAGAUGUGAAGAGGCUUAGUGCUCAGGUUUCUCAAGCACAAGUUAUCAUGGCACAGAUGCAGCAAGAUUUGGAACGAUAUAAGAAUGAUUGUGCCCUGGCAGUUCAUCUCCUGCAGUGCAAGCCAUCACAGUUCAUUCCACAGAGUUUCAGUGAGCUUCCUAGUGAAUUUCAAGAAAAAGUACGUAGCAUGACAAAGAGCAAAACGAAGAGGCAGCCAUUGAAGACUAUGAGAGUGCCCAUUUCCACUUUCCCUCCUACAGCUGUUUUCUUUUCCAUCGAGAAGGAUGAAGAAUCUCCUGGGAAUGAAGAGAACAGGGAUGAGCUAGUUUCAGCAGCUGUGCUUGCUCGGGUGCUUGAAGAACGGGAGAAGAGCGGUCACAAACACUGUAACACAUGCAAGUGCUAUACCCAUCAGACUACAACGGGUAGUGAUGCAAGUAGCUGGAGCUCUGAGGAAUCCACUCAGACUGAAGGCACUCUCCAGACUGUGUCAGUUAAUGCAAAUGCUCCUUCACGCUGGAGGAAGCAUUCCACAGAAACGGAGAUUUGAUACAUCUUCAGUAAUUCUCCUGUGCUCUACUUCCAAGUUGAUUUAGUUAUAUUUCCCAUGUUGAAGGUUUCCAUUUCUCCUGGCAUCCCUUUGGUGAUAGGAAAAGCGUUCAGCAGCAUACUGAGAAUGGGAAUGGAAAGGUCUUUCUAAUUGGCUUGAUGUUACCAAUAUAUUUAUUACUGAUCACACUAUUUUAAGAUCGGCUUUUUGAAAUCAAGCAAUUAUUUAAAUCAAAUAGAUAAAGAUUGAGCUGCUUCUCUUGUGGUAGCCAUUUAUCUCAUUUUGGACAAUAACACUGGGAACACCCAAAGGUUGAAGGGUUGGUUGGACUCACACUUGCUGAUUGCAUGCACAGGUUUUUUUUUUUCUUCCAUUUUUUAAGGGUUAAAUUUCAUGGCAUCAAACAGGUACAAUUUCCAAGCCAGAGGUCUGGUUUGCAUGAUGACUGGAUUUGAAGCAGAAUUAUUUUUUCAUUAUUCAUUGGUGGUACCUGGUUCCUAUUUUUUUCCUGUUGAAUUGAAAAUACAAGAAAUAAGAUCAGUAAUUCCCUGGAUGUUUCAUUGGAUUGCAUGAUUUUCACUACUGGCAUGAUUUGAAUAUAUUGGACUCAUGGUGAAGCCAUGUUUGUCAGGCACAUCUGAGAGACACUCAGUGACUUAGUAGCACACUGUGACUUUUUCACACAUGCAUGAGUGCAGCUAUUGCACUGCAGGCAGUGGACAGUGCAGGUUUGCCUGUCCUGGCCUGAUUAGAAUGUGAAUGUGCAACACACAGGACACUUUGAAGACAAUAUGAUUAAAGUAUUUCAGCCAAUUCAAUGCAACUAGUAAUCACAGUGUUUUUUUCUCAGCAAUAUUAGGCAUA
Molecule: messenger RNA, 1839 nt
Organism: Darwinula stevensoni
Lineage: Eukaryota; Metazoa; Arthropoda; Ostracoda; Podocopida; Darwinulidae
Source: the annotation of a GenBank genome assembly